CUUUAGUCAACACCUGAUCCGUCCAUCCACGGAUCGCACCACCACACGAUUCGAUUUGCCCUGCGCGAAACCACAUUUCUUCGCAAUCGGGUAUCCGCUCUAUUUCCUUUCUUUCCUCACCGCCGUCAGUUCGUGGUUUGCCAUCCCAACGCGAUUCGAUCGCCGCGUCCGAUUCGAAUAACACACUUCACAUCUCAGCAUGACUGAGGUACAGCCCAGACCAGCCGCCCCGCGGGGCAGAGGCUCUGGUCGCGGCGGUCGAGGCGGCAACUUUGCGACUCGGGGAGGGGGUCGCGCCGCCGGUUCUCGGCCCGCUGCCACCAACGGCGACUCCAAGAACACACAAUCCUCUCUGCCCACGUUCGAGGAUGAGGGCGAGGUCGGCCAACUGAGGAAGGACUACGGCGACAAGGUCCAGAUCAUCAAAGAGAUGUUUCCUGAUUGGUCUGACGUCGACAUUUUGUUUGCUUUGCGCGAGACCGACGGGGACGAAAACCUGACUGUUACCCGGAUUGCUGAAGGCACGAUCUCGCAGUGGGGCCAGGUCUCCAAACCAAAGAAGGAGCGGAAGGGCAAAGCAGACACCUUCACGACUACAACCGGCGAACCCGCUGCUACGGGUACCUCACGAAAUGCCAGAGGCGGCCGCGGUGCCGACAGCGGUCGUGGCCGUGGCAGAGCCACUGAGAGAGGCGGUCGCGGCGCUGCUCGUGGCAAGUCCACCCCUGGAACAACGAAUGGGACGCGCAUGAAGGAAAACCAGCCUCUCUCGGUCCCGACUGCGGAGUCAACAGAAUGGAACGCUAAGCAAACUGAAGAGUCGGCUGUCUCAAGUGAGGCUGCCCUGACAGAGUCGCUUACCGCAACUGUGAAUGCCCCCAGUGCCACAAUCGAAACCCCCAAGCCGGCGACGAUUGCCGCGGGGGGUAAGACUACCUGGGCGAGCAUGUUGAGGCAAUCAGCCACCCCCAAGCCGGUUCAGAAGCCGAGGGAGCCCGCUACGAAAUCCUCCGAACCUGUUGUCCAACCUUCGUCCGCUGCAGAAGCAGUUAAUACUGGGCCUCAAUUCCCUACCUCCGGUGACGAGCCAGCUAUGGUCCCGACGAACGAGCCAGCCCCGGCUGCAGAUACUGCCGCUGUUACCCAGCCGAUCGCCCCGGCCAUUCCAGUCGUCCCUGCGGUGCCGGCUGUGCCGAACGUCGUCGUUCCCGAAGUCGCAUUGCAACCUUCGAAGGACCAACUUACCGAAAAGAACCUUGACCGGGUCACCGAUGUGUCCCACCCCCCCGAAACGGAGACCGCCGCAAGCGAAGCGGCCGAUUCUUGGGAUCCGCGUGGUGCGGCAGCUAGCGCAACAGCCACCCCUCUCUCGGCUUCGCAGCAGCAACACCUGGCUGCGCGGACCGGCGCUACGACAAAGCCGGCUGCUCGCACGCCGCUUCACCAUUCUCGGCGCAUGCUUGACCAGGCUGAGCCUGUCCGCAUGCCUGGUAGUCUUGAUCACGUUGAUCGCGCUUCAGUGCAAUUCGGGGCUUUCAGCCUGAAUGACGAUGAAGACGUCGACAAUGCCGAGGAACCGCCCGAGACUCGCCCUCAGCCUCCGGAGGAUUCGCCCGUUACCCACCCCAGGACGUCACUCCCUCCAGUACAGCCUACGACCGUUCCUGAUGCGUUUGCCGCUCAGACACCCGUCGCCACCCAGGUUCCCACAGGGCCUGCUGCUGCAGCUUCUGCACCGCCGAAUCAGACUACAUCGACUUCACAGGUAUCCGCACAACCUGUUGUCUCUGAAAGCAACCAGCCGUUUGGCCGUUUCGGCCAAUCCGCUCCUCAGGAGCAGUCUUCUUUCCCAACAACGAAGCCAUUUGAGCCGUUCGGCCAACAGCCUGCCGUCGCUUCGGCGGCACAGAACCAGUUCGAAGGCGGCUUCCAAGCCCAGGGACAAGCGGCGCAAGCACCUAACCAGCAGCAGCCCGGUGGUCCCUUCAGCUCCGCUUCCAACGAUCUCUCGUCCUACUAUACCGCGGACCAUCAGAACCGCUUCAACUACUACAACCAAAACUAUGGCCAGCAGCAAGGCGCGCAAGGCCAGGAUGCCCUGUCGUCGCAGCCGCAGCGCUCUUUCAGCGGCUAUAACGCGCCGCAGAACGAUAGCUUGGGUCAAUACCCACAGAGCGGUGCCCAGCAUGGACAGCCGCGUUUCGGCAGCAACGCCGGCACCGAGUCACAGGUCGGAGGCGCCCCUACCCCCACUCAGACCGCCAGUCAGGCCCCCAGCGGCCCCAGCACACAAGCUCAAGCGCACGGCCAACAGCCGCAUGAUUACCCGUACAGCGGGCAUCCCUACUACUCAAACCCUUACUAUUCGGCCUAUAUGGGUGGUUACCAGGGGUACAACCAAGGUGCUUAUGGCGCGCCGUAUGGCAAGGGUGGCCUAGGCUACCAGCCUAGCCAGUACGGUAUCACACCCCAGGGCCCGCAUAGCUACUCAUCCCCUGCCGGAGCGUUCGGCCAGUCCGCCCUGCAUCGGGAUAGCGGUGUAGGUGCUGGCCUGGGCGAUUACGGACGCGCUGGCUCAACUCAGUCGGCCCAGCAGGGUCUUGGCAGUGGUUUCGGUGGCGUGCAUGACACGUUCGGUCGUAGCGGCUCAGCUUACCAGUCGCAGGGCGGGCAGUCCUUCAAUGCUCCUGGCUCUCAGUCUGGUGCUGGCCCAUCUGCCGAUGAGCUGAAGCCCUUCGGUGAUUCUAAGGCCGCCGGCGGCCCGAGCCCCUCACUCGGUGCGGCUGCUCGACCCGGCUCAGCGGCAAAUAACGGCCCUGGGCAGGCCGGUCUCCCGCCUCCGCAGUCGAGCCAGCAGAGCGGUCUCGGCAUGGGCGCCUACGGCUACCCAAGUCAUAUGCAGGGCCACGGUCUCCACGGCAGCCAGUCUGGUGCCGGUGGGUACGGCAUGGGUGCAGGCGGCGCGCAGAGCCACCAGAACACUUAUGGGGCUGGCUAUGGCGCCCAGGGGUUUGGCGGUAGUUACUAUGCCAACGCGCCUCGGGGUGGGGCAACAACUAUCACUAGGAGGAUGGAAAAGAAGGGCCCCGCCCCGUAAAUCGGCCGCCGUGCUAAGUGGGGAGGUAUCUUGAAUUGGAGGAGGAAAGUGGGAAGAA
Chaetomium strumarium is the source of this 3155-nucleotide messenger RNA. RefSeq lists its product as uncharacterized. The record is from RefSeq and is a predicted model, not a curated record. Gene Ontology annotation, cellular component: cytoplasm; nucleus. The transcript has 4 exons. Lineage: Eukaryota; Fungi; Ascomycota; Sordariomycetes; Sordariales; Chaetomiaceae. Gene Ontology annotation, molecular function: ubiquitin binding. The coding region runs from base 200 to 3097 and encodes 965 amino acids.